GGCGUGCGAAACUCACGAUCACUGCGCUUUGAAACUCUUCUAUGAUGUGGUUUUCCUUUUGGCCAUUUCUAGUUUUCUAUGAUGGUCAAAGGCAUUAUCCAUUUACAGCGUCCCGGCUGCUCAUUGUGGCCUCUAUUGAGCCGCGUAGUGGUUUUCGUAUAAAUGGUCUACGACCAUUUCGUUGAGGCAUCACCAACUUGUUUGUAUCACCUUCAAAGCCUAUCCACAGAACCUCUCCAUCGAACCACAGAAUGCAACAGUACUUGCCUUCAGUCGGUCCAACGCCUGAAUCCUUGUCAAGGCCACGUCGCAAUGCAGUGGACAUUUCUGCUUUAACCAGCAAUACCAGAACAUCCCCUAUUCCGUCGCGUUUUGGUCGACGAAACGCUAUCGACUACACCUCUUCUCUGGUUAAAUCAGACUGGUGGCAUGCGGGUCAACCCCACGCCUUUGUUCCUCGCCAUAACUACGGAGCCAACCCCGCUGUACCAUUUGGUUCAGCUGAACAGGUUCAAGCUGGUGUUGCUAUGUCCGAGCUCGAAAAUCAUCAAGACUUGAACCACUCCUCGGCCUUAAUCACUAGCUUCCUUCCGAGGGAUUGGAUGCCAAAGCGGCCCUUCGUUCGUCUAGUCAUUAAUUGGCCGGGCUAUAAUCAUCUCCAGAUUGUCAAAAAAUUAUUCUUCUUCUCCCAUAAUGGCAAUCCUCGAACGCUCAUGGAGGUAGCUCAUGAUAUUGCGGACAUUUACCGCAGUUUUAUACAUGACUUCCAUACGGCCUUCAAUUCUGCUGAGCACGGAGCAGUGCGUCUGGGUCCCAAUUAUGUAACCUUCGGACAUUUGCGUUUAUUAGGCAUGCAACUCUGCAAUGCCUCUAGUGGGGACUGGAUUGCAGAUGUAAGCUAUGUACAAUUCAGAGCAGCUUGAGCAAAAUAUGUAAGCUCGCUGAAUACCCUAUGUUAUCGUAUAUGAUACAUUUAUGCCCCUAUUCCUGUAUGUUACAUGUAACAAAAGUAGUUGAUCACAAAUAUGCCGAACAUUAGAGCUUAUUAGCAACGCACGGCAAACUACUUUUCUUGGACAGAAAACUGCCAAGCAU
Messenger RNA from Lentinula edodes (shiitake mushroom), 1095 nucleotides. RefSeq lists its product as uncharacterized. Lineage: Eukaryota; Fungi; Basidiomycota; Agaricomycetes; Agaricales; Omphalotaceae. The record is from RefSeq and is a predicted model, not a curated record. The transcript is spliced from 3 exons. Bases 252 to 923 code for a protein of 223 amino acids.